CGAGCGCCUUGCGUCCUGCAUCACCUCGCUAUAUGAGACCGGGCGCGGAUACAGAUGCAGAUUUCUUGAACAGCCGCACAAAUGGAUGGAACCGAAACGAACCGGAGAAACUGCGCGAAAAUGGAGCAACAGAAGAUGUUAGACUCCGGAGGAAACCAAAGUGGAUCUAACGACAGAGUGACUCUCAAAAAAGAAAUUGGACUCUUGAGCGCGUGCGCCAUAAUUAUAGGCAACAUCAUUGGCUCAGGGAUCUUCAUCUCUCCAAAGGGGGUUCUAGAUCAUGCAGGUAGUGUGGGGUUCUCACUCAUUGUGUGGGUUCUAGGAGGAGGGAUCUGUGCCUUGGGAUCUCUUUGCUAUGCCGAGUUGGGUGUCACCAUCCCCAAAUCAGGUGGAGACUACUCAUACGUCACUGAGAUCUUCGGGGGACUGGUGGGGUUCUUGUUGCUGUGGAGUGCUGUGUUGAUCAUGUACCCAACAACUCUGGCUGUGAUUGCUCUCACCUUCUCCAACUAUGUGCUGCAGCCUGCCUUCGCUAACUGUAUGCCUCCAUACAUCGCCACCCGGCUCCUCGCAACCACCUGUGUCUUGUUCCUGACUUGGGUGAACUGCUCCAGUGUGCGCUGGGGCACACGGAUCCAGGAUAUUUUCACUGUGGGGAAACUGCUAGCCCUUGUCCUCAUCAUUGUAGUGGGAAUGAUCCAGAUUGCCAAAGGACACUAUGAUGCAUUGGAGCCCCAGACAGCGUUUGAAUUCAUGAAGGAUCCAUCAGUGGGGCAGAUUGCUCUGGCCUUCCUGCAGGCCUCAUUUGCCUACAGUGGAUGGAACUUCCUGAACUAUGUCACUGAAGAGUUGGUUGAGUCUCGCAAGAACCUUCCACGUGCAAUCUACAUCUCAAUCCCCCUGGUGACGCUCGUCUACACUCUCACCAACAUUGCGUACUUCUCCUCCAUGUCCCCUCAAGAGCUGCUGGAUUCGAACGCUGUCGCUGUGACAUUUGGAGAGAAGCUGCUCGGAGUGUUUUCCUGGGUUAUGCCCAUCUCUGUAGCUCUUUCCACCUUUGGAGGGAUCAACGGAUACUUGUUUACAUCUUCUAGGUUGUGUUUCUCAGGCGCCAGAGAGGGUCACCUGCCCUACCUGCUGGCUAUGAUCCACCUUAAGAGCUGCACACCAAUCCCUGCACUACUCGUUUGUUGUACGGCUACCAUAGUGAUCCUGUGCAUCGGGGACACGCAUAACCUGAUAAACUAUGUGUCUUUUAUAAACUACCUCUCAUAUGGAGUCACUAUAGCUGGGUUGCUGUACUACAGAUGGAAGAAACCCAAACUGGUCCGACCCAUCAAGGUAAACUUGUUGGUGCCUUGCAGCUAUCUAGUGUUCUGGGCAGUGUUACUGGGCUUCAGUCUGUACUCGGAGCCAGUGGUGUGUGGCAUGGGCCUGGUGAUCAUGCUCACUGGAGUCCCCAUCUACUUCAUUGGAGUGCAGUGGAAGAACAAACCACACUGGAUUUCCAGAACUGUGGAGAGAGUCACCUAUCUGGGGCAGAGGUUGUGUUAUGUGGUCUUCCCACAGGACGACCCUUCUGAAAUACAGCCUCUUACAGAGAAGUCAGAGCUGUGAGCAUCAACAGAGGACUAGCAAAGACCUGUUUUCCAUC
Messenger RNA from Carassius carassius (crucian carp), 1654 nucleotides. It is a transcript of the gene slc7a10a, whose product is annotated as solute carrier family 7 member 10a. NCBI's taxonomy places the organism in Eukaryota, Metazoa, Chordata, Actinopteri, Cypriniformes, Cyprinidae. The transcript has 11 exons. Gene Ontology annotation, cellular component: membrane. Gene Ontology annotation, molecular function: L-amino acid transmembrane transporter activity; neutral L-amino acid transmembrane transporter activity. Bases 82 to 1617 code for a protein of 511 amino acids. Gene Ontology annotation, biological process: D-serine transmembrane transport; D-alanine transmembrane transport; amino acid transmembrane transport. The record is from RefSeq and is a predicted model, not a curated record.